UCAUCCUCUUACAACAACCAUUGGGACAACAAACCAACCAACAAUGGAAGUCAAUCGUGCACAUUCUAGUGUCAUACUGGAAAAGCAUGUUCGCGAUCGUACAAGUUUACGCACGCUUAGACAAUUAGCAUUACAAUUUCGACGUGAAACAAUCAAUGGUCCAUCAGAAGUAGCCAAUGCGACUGCAAAAGCAUUAAGGACGGUCGUUAGUGCUGCAAGAUUUCAAAAUUUGGACGAAUUGAUUGUGAUCAUUCGAAGUGCAGGUGCAUUUUUGCAAGAUUCUCAGCCAAAUGAACAAAGUAUUGGAAAUAUUACUAGAAGGAUUUUACACCUUUUAAGAGAAGAAGCAAGAGCGGCAAAUAUUGAGAUCACAAAUACAGAAACAGGGCUACAUGCUCAUUCAUCAUACCAUCAGCCUCAGCAGCAUCAGCCAACUUCCGGCCUUCCCUCAACUUCACUUGAUUCUAGCUUUGACAGAAGUAGCAGCACAGAUACCAGUACACCCACAGCAUCCACCCAUAGCAGAUAUCCAUCAGCAAUUUCAGCUUCAUCUAUCAAUCAACAGCUAUCAGCUUCUUCUUCUGUUUUGGAUGGCAGUCGUGCUUCUACCGCACCCGGAUCACCUUCUAGACCAGCUUUAAGCUCUUUUCGUCCUGGCUCGACGUUUUCGAUUUCUGAUUUGGUAGCAGCAGGUGCAGGUGCUUCUUCCAGUGCGAAUGCAAGCUCAUUUGCCGUUUCUCCAGCAGGCAGUGGAGCAACAACACCGGCAUGGGGUAACUCAAGCUUGGACAGACUUGGCUAUGGUGUAGAGAGGCUAAAUUUGCAUAACGAUGGCAUUGCGGAAGAGACAAACUCGGAGGAAGAUGAAGACGAUGACGAAGAUGAGGACAUUCGUACCGUUCCUGGCAAUCAAUCGAAAAAGACAGUGACAGAAAAUAGUCAUGUUAGCAUUUAUCAAUUGAAACCUCUUUUGAUUCAAGCAAUACAAGAAUUGAUCGACGAAUUGGAGACUGUCAAUAGUAAUAUCGCCAAAGAUGCACGCGAUCAUAUCCAUUCGGGUGAAGUGAUUUUCACAAUUGGGUAUUCUGAGACUGUAGAAGUCUUUCUCAAAGCAGCUGCUAAAGAUCGCAAAUUUACAGUCAUUGUCGCAGAAGCAGCACCGACUUAUAGUGGACAUAAACUAGCAAAAGCCUUAUCUUCCGCUGGUGUUUCGACCCUCUUGGUUCCUGACAGUUCCACAUUUACACUUAUGCCAAGAAUAUCGAAAAUAUUGAUGGGAGCACAUUGUAUCUUGGCAAACGGAGGAUUGUUGGCAAUCGCAGGUGCAAGGAUGGUAGCCGAAGCAGCUCGUGCUCAUUCAACUCCAACGGUAGUUUUGGCAGGCGUCUAUAAAGUUUGUCCUGAUUGGGCAUGGGCACAUUCGACUGCAACAGGCGUUUCAUCAGAAGCGUCUCCUUUGGAUGUUAUUCCACUCAAUGAAGCAGAAGAAGUGGAAGUCGUUAAUCCGAUUUGGGAUUACGUUGACCCGGAAAUGAUUGAUUUAUUGAUCACAAAUGUUGGUGAACAUCCGAUUUCGUUGGUAUACAGAUUAUUAAGUGAAAAUUAUGAUGCACAAGAUCUAAUUUUGGCAUAG
Meira miltonrushii is the source of this 1633-nucleotide messenger RNA. Its product is annotated as nagb/rpia/CoA transferase-like protein. NCBI's taxonomy places the organism in Eukaryota, Fungi, Basidiomycota, Exobasidiomycetes, Exobasidiales, Brachybasidiaceae. Gene Ontology annotation, molecular function: guanyl-nucleotide exchange factor activity; translation initiation factor activity. Gene Ontology annotation, cellular component: eukaryotic translation initiation factor 2B complex. The record is from RefSeq and is a predicted model, not a curated record. Bases 44 to 1633 code for a protein of 529 amino acids. The transcript has 2 exons. Gene Ontology annotation, biological process: translational initiation.